Molecule: messenger RNA, 1710 nt
Organism: Blastomyces dermatitidis ER-3
Lineage: Eukaryota; Fungi; Ascomycota; Eurotiomycetes; Onygenales; Ajellomycetaceae
Exons: 5
Coding region: 399-704 (101 amino acids)
Biological process (GO): negative regulation of ATP-dependent activity
Cellular component (GO): mitochondrion
Molecular function (GO): ATPase inhibitor activity
Source: RefSeq, a predicted model, not a curated record
CAACUCUUCAUGGAUUAAAAUGAUAAAAUAAGUUGGGUAAAAUAUUUCAUCACCACAUUUGGAACCAUAUUCCAUAUAUGCUGGCCGGUUUCACAAUUUCCCCAAUUCUUCGCAGCGAAUUAUGUGUGGCGAGGAGAGAUGUCAUGUGAUGUGCGUUGGGGGGUGACUGAGUCAGCAAUGACGCACGCUUCCAAGGUUCCAGGGUUGCCGAAGAAAGCUAGCGUAUUGACGGAGUACAAUAAUGAAGCAACCUAACGACAUUCCUUGCCUCCCAAAUCAAACAUCGCUCUCCCACGCUCAAGCAAAUUUCUCCCUUCUCUCUUACCUACCUUCCAACGUAGCUCAGCCUUCACAUACAUCCCCUCCUCACAAAGAACUACUUCAUACCACGAUCAAACAUGCUCCGUCAAACUGCCAGACCUCUUCUCCGCGCUAGCCAGCUGCCCCUCAAGCGCUUAUUCUCCGUUGCUGCCGUAGGAAUGGCUGAAGGUGACGUUGGUUCUCCCCGGGCAACUGGGAAACUGUCCACUAGCAAUUCAUGGAGCAAGAAGGAAGCUGCCGAUGAAGCCAUGUUUAUCAAGCAACGGGAGAUGGAAAAGCUACGAAGCUUAAGAGAAAAGCUGAAGCAGCAGCGCCAGCAUCUCGAUGAACUUGAUGCUCAUAUCGAGCAACUCACCAAGGAACACGGUGGUGAGCAGAACUAAACAGGAAACUAAAAAUAAAAACCGCUUCCGGAUAGCUUUUUGAUUCUCCUUCCCCUUCCUUUUCUCCCCAGUGCACCGUAUCUGUGCAAGGCAACAUUUGUAUAAAGGAUCAAAGGGAAUUUAGGGGCAGAAUAUGAACUAUGAAAGUAUGGGGGGAAAAAAGAGAAGCUCAAACAACAGAAAGAAAUUGACACUGAAACACUAGGUUGUCUUUUUUGUGUUGCUUUUCUUUUAAUUCUCUGAUGGGAUUUUUCGUUUUGCUCCCAUUCUAAGCAUCAUCUCCCCUCUCCUUAACACUCUUACAUACAUACAUACUUGCUUGACCCGUCAAACAGUCAACUGGUGAAGAAGAUAGUUUGGAAUAUAUCUUUGUAUAUAUACAUAUAUAAAUCGUUUUUCUCCUGUGUGCGGUUCAUUCGUUUUCUCCAUUUUCUCUUGUCCCUGUUGGAUUUCUUGGUAUUUCCUUGGAUUCUUUUUCCUUUCCAUUUCUUCCCCUGUUCCUCCUUGUAGGGUCGUCGAAAUCAAUUCAAGCAAAACACAUGUUUUUCUUUUGAAAUGGGUGAUUUGCGCUCAGUUUCAAAUUGGAACGUUGGAGUGUAUAGUGUAGGUAGGUACAGUACCCACUGGCCUCGGGAUAUGUCCAUAUGCCGGAUCGCAAACUUGGAGGCCUGGGCUAUGGUUUUCUUGCUGUAGGUUUCCGUCCCAGACAAGUAAGCGGAUUCAUCCAUAGAAAUGGCCAUUGCCAGAGGGGGAGGAAGUGACGAAGACGGAGAGGGGCCGGGGUAGUACAGUAAACAGUACAUAUACUCAUUAUUACUUCGUUGUCAUGAAACUUCGGUGAGAAGGGUGAAAUCCAGGCCCAGAUAGAGCUGUUCUGGAAGCUUGAUUUGAUUGUCAAGUUUUAAGAUGAAAAUAUAGUCGGUCACUCGGUCUGACCUUAUUUUUUAUCGGCAGGAUUAAAGUAAAACUAGCGACAAGCGGUCCUAAUGUAUUACAAAAACUUUUG